UGCCCUGCAUAGAUUAAAAACCGUAUGCAACCUCGAAACGUCCACUUCGAAAUAAUAUUAAGCGAAUCGCAGGUUAAAGCAAGAACGCCGCAACAGGAUGCCUGAACAGCAGCAGCACCAGCCGCUCCUCUCUUCUCAAACGUCGGUCAACAUGGGACCUGACGGGGGUGACUCUACAAAGAGAGCCCUGAAGGUGGCUGGGAUCACCGUGCUGGCCUGUGCCCUCAUUGCUGGCCAGGCGCUCACCGCUUACUUCCUCUUGAGCCAGAAGUCUCAGAUCAACGCUCUGGAGGAUAGUGCCAACUCUCUGAAGAAGGAGAUGGUCCAUCGGCAAUCUGGCUCCUCUGCUGGCAUGGCCAUGCAUUUGCCAAUGAGCAGCAUGUCCAUCAUGACUGAUGACACGAGUGAGGACCCUAAACCAAAGGACGAGCCCAGCAUCCCGAAGUUGUGCGUGCAGCAGGCCGUGGAGGCGGGGCCGGCCGAUUUCCGUCCCCAGUGUGAUGAGCAGGGCAACUUCCUGCCCAUGCAGUGUCAGCAGAACCCCAUGUUCUGCUGGUGUGUGAAUCCCCUGGGCCAGACGAUCCCAGGCACUGCCAGACCCGGAAAAGUCUUCUGUGGAGGCACGUCCAGGGCUAUGUCCCGCAUGGCUGCCAUGCCAAGCAUGAUGGAGAUGAAAGAUGAGUAAAUGAGGAGUAAACCCUGGGCUGUGCUAGCAGGAGUCUCACUGCUGUUAUCCACCAAGAUGUCCAGGAGAAAAAAAAAAGCUUUAACUUUCCUUAAGUAUCAUUAACUAACUGAACUGUGCUUAUAAGAUCCGCUGGGUGGUCGCUUCAUUUGAAAGAAAGUAUAGACUAAAAAGUAACUAUAAAGGUUUUGGAAUGUCUUGAUUGACAACAAAAACUGACAUUGUUUCGUUGUUUAUUUUUCUUUUCUGAAAUGCUUUUGGAAACCUUGUGAAUGAUAAUUCGGUUUCAGGUUAUUAUAUAGGACGGUGUUACAAUGACACGUGCAGUCGCUCAAAAACUUUGUGUUUAGAUAAGAAUAUUCCUACACUCACAUACAUCUGUUUGACUGUACUAAAUCAUGCAUUAAGCUGAAGUGUAGAAGGUCUGGUGGAGACGGAGAGAUGGAAUAUGAAUAUAAGAGGCAACAAAUAAACUUGGCUAUUUUCCCUUUUUCUGCUGAA
Messenger RNA from Anguilla rostrata (American eel), 1186 nucleotides. It is a transcript of the gene cd74b, whose product is annotated as CD74 molecule, major histocompatibility complex, class II invariant chain b. Gene Ontology annotation, biological process: immune response; antigen processing and presentation; cell-matrix adhesion. NCBI's taxonomy places the organism in Eukaryota, Metazoa, Chordata, Actinopteri, Anguilliformes, Anguillidae. Gene Ontology annotation, cellular component: basement membrane; membrane. The transcript has 7 exons. Bases 98 to 685 code for a protein of 195 amino acids. Gene Ontology annotation, molecular function: macrophage migration inhibitory factor binding; MHC class II protein binding. The record is from RefSeq and is a predicted model, not a curated record.